Chelonia mydas (Green sea turtle) is the source of this 2111-nucleotide messenger RNA. RefSeq lists its product as uncharacterized. NCBI's taxonomy places the organism in Eukaryota, Metazoa, Chordata, Testudines, Cheloniidae. The transcript is spliced from 6 exons. The record is from RefSeq and is a predicted model, not a curated record. The coding region runs from base 185 to 682 and encodes 165 amino acids.
UUUGCUCUUGGACCCAGCAGCAGCGUCUCGGAAAUGCAGCCCCUUUGGCUCCCCCCUGGCUCUGAUGCUGUCUGGGAUUACGCAACAGGGCCCGUUGUUGAAAUAAGAUGCUCUGUUGCGUCAUCGGGAUCAGCGUUGGAGAGACAGCUCACGGAAUGGUUGAACCCAGUUGCCGGACGGGGCCAUGGACAUGAAGGACAUAUAUGUGAACCACGAGGUUAUGGUGAGGUCGCCAGGCAGGAGGAUGAAAAGAACCAGUCCCAAGCCAGCAGGGCAUGGAGUGGAGUGGUCUGAUGAUGAAAUGCCUGUUUACGAAAAUAUAUCGGUGACGACUGACAAGAAGAAUCACCAGCCUCCAGCAGAAAUGCCUCCCUCAGACCCAGCCCCUAUAGCUCCAUCCACCCCACAGCCUGCCAAAGGGAGAACCCGGGAGCAGAAACACAUGCUGAUGCUGUACCUCCUGAUGGCCGUUUGCUUUCUCUUGUGGAUCUCUCUCCUCUCGCUCACAGUCGUGAACGACCAGAAGAUGACUGGGGAAUUAAAGAGGAUAAACGCUUCCCUUUCCCAGAGGAUAAACCAAGUGUCUAAGGAGGUGAAAGAAGCCCAGGUUCAGCUAGGAAAGGCAUUGGCAAAACAGAAGGCAGAGGAGGCAGCCUCGAUGACCAAGCCUCCAAGCUCCUGAGGAGCUCAAAGGGGGCAGCAGCCUGCCUGAGCCCUGGACUGGGGACAGUGCACUGUGGGUCCCCCUUCUCCACAGCCCACUCAGCCCUUGGCCUCUCCGCCAGAUGGCAUUUGUGUGGCUUGUGGGGAGCUAAGCCAAGACCCUCCCGUGCAUUCCCACUGAGCAGCCACUGGGUGGGUAACAACCCUUUGCCGCAAUAAACCAGCAGCAGCUUUGAAGUGCUCACCUGCUGUAAAAACGAAAGGCUCCGAGUCCUCUCUCUUGGCAUCAGUGUCUGAUAGAGACACAAAGGGCCACCCACGCCCCGAUCUGAGGUGUGACUCUAGAGUGGCUUCACUCUGGAUCUACCCUGGGCUGGCUGAGAGCUGGCGUGCAGCUAUCACCAGUGUGUGCGUGGAACAAACUGACGCUCUCAGACAGGUUGGACAGAUGGAGCGAGUAGAAUUGGCCCACUGUAUUUUUUUCUAACACCUGGGGGUGGAAUUUUGAAGUGAAUAACGGCUUUCUCAGUUCUUUGGCAAUCCCAAAGAAACAGAGCGAAAUAGUUUCAGGUUGAACCCAAAAUGAAAUUUUCCAAAUUCGUAGGUAAAGCAAAAAGUUUUUAUAAAAUCGUGUUGGGCUAAAUUGAAAACUAUGAAAUUUUGAGUUAAUUGAAAAGUAAAAAAACACCCCUUAUUUCAUUCGAUUAGUUUUUAUUUGAAGCAUUUUUGAACAUUUUUGAUUUUUUUCAAAUUAAAUUAGAGAGACUUUCAAAACAAAAACUAGUUUGGAACCAGAAAAUCAAAUUCUUUCAAUUUUUUUUGGAGGUUUUUUUCCCAACUGAAACAAUUCAGAGACAUUGGCAUGAAUUUGAGGAGUGUUUCUGUGGUGCCAAAUCCACAUUUUUCUCUGAAAAAUGAUUUUGGGUGAAAAAUGUCCUCCAGCUCUUCUUAAGAGCCCAAGUCUCUGAAAAUCAGCAAUUCCCCCUGACUUUCAAAGAGGCUUGGACUCCUAAGGGCCAGAUUCUCAGAGGCUUCUAACUCCCAGUGAUUCCAGUGGGGAGGAUGUUUCCAUGGGCUCCUAAGAGCUCCACAAACUUGAUGCCGGGCUUGCUCAGACUGCCACAAUACUAGAGUUUAUUUCAGCCGCAAAAAAGUUUUGGAGGCUCAUGCUCCCACUUCCAGCAUUCAGUCAACAAGAGCUCCCUGCUAUGCCAGGUGCUUCCAGGCCUCACUGUGCAUUUCACCCCGCAUCCGGGACUCUCAUCUAUUGCACGUCUGCUUUGCUGCAUCUCCGAGGAGGUAACGGGAAUCCUCAGCAGUGUGGAAGAUGACAUCUGCUCCCUCCCUUGCCUUUAUGCCCCCUCUUCACCCCACCCCUCAUUUAAAUGAUGGCCGACCAACCACUGGGAAAAAAUCCUCAUUAAAGAGAAAAGAUUUUCCUUGGGAAA